UGUUACGUGUAGGUCUAUACUUAAGUUCCUCCCGUCCUGGCCUCCUACAGGAGUAAGCAGUUCCAUCACCGCCUCAAUCAUCGUGGAAGAGGAAGAGGACGAGCAGUCGCCUCCACUAUGGGAGCGAUCCAGGAGGAUGUCUGCCAUCUGCUUCGUAUGUAACCUGCCCAUCCUGAGCCACCAGGUGGGACUCGUGUGGGAGGGAGGCAAUGGCUACGACGAACUCCAGAGCGAGAGCUCGUCCCCGAGGCCUCGAGUGGGUCGCCGGGACUCCUCUGCUCAGAUCACCACCAUCGAGCCACCUCGCGAGGUGCGGGAGACUUCUCCUCCCACCUCCCGCAGGCGACGAUCCUCCCUCGCGCAGCUCACAGACAUCCUUCGGGAUUGGGGGAGACGAGACUUGACGGAACAGCGCUCCACCAGCACCUGCACGACGACCACCAGCACUCCUGUGGGUCCUCUCACCCGCAGGGAGAGUCGCGACCUCAGCCGCAGAGAGUCCAUCGCAGAUAUCGCGAGGUCUCUACCGUGGCGACGGAAAGACUCCAUCGUCGAAGUUCCGCGAAUUAAGACCCGGCGGGAGUCCUCGGCGGAGAUGAAGAAGAGGCGGCAGAGUGGCACAGACAUCCGCUCAGACAUUGCUAAGUUUCUGGCCCGACGAGAGAGUGUAGCGGAGAUCUUACGGCGGCGUCGAGACUCCCUCGAGCAGGAGAAGAAGGAGCGCCGGGACUCGACGACGCAGGUGUAUACACGCUCAAACCGCAACAGUAUAGACAAGACCGCUUCCCCCGACCGGCCGGAGAUACAUUCCCCUCGACACGUGUCCUCCCCCGAGCCCCGAGAUCUGACCCCAAGAACCGUUGUUACCACGCAGGUGUCCGCGGAGUCGCACGUGUCGCAGACCUCACUGGUGUCGCAGGUGUCGACGGGAGGAAAGGACCCAAGUGAGCCUGGCGUCGCGGAGCCCAGGUCUCCGGUGUCGUCUCCGGCACCGUCCUCCCCAACGACAACUCUGCGACGAGAGUCUACCACACAGAUAUACCGCGGGAGGCGAGACUCUCGCCCUCAAGUGUCACCUGAGCGAGGCUCCGGAAGAGGCAGUCGAGAACCAUCACCAAAAUAUCGAGGACUGCGUCGACAGUCCACCGCAAUCGAGGAGAGUCUCCCACUUCCCGGAUCUCGUCGAGGCUCUCGUCCGUUCCUGUCUCCUGACGCCCCAGAGACAGAUGGACUGUCUAAAAAGUGCCGGAGAGACUCUUUGUCACCGGAUUCGGCGGCAGCAGAAGAACUGUCUAUGGGCAGAAAGGGGCGACGGGACUCUCGGCCGCACUUGUCUCCCGAGGCCAGCGACUCCAACUCGAGAGAAACAUCUCCCAGAAGCCGGUUAAGAAGACAGUCGACCACGGCCGCCGAGUAUUGCGGACGCGGCCGGAGGCCUUCACGCUCCCCACGCUCCCCAGACUCCUCCUCAACAUGCUCCUCCAGAGAACACUCGCCCAAAGAGCGUGGACUUCGACGUCAGUCAACCACCGAAGAAAUCUUACUGUCUCGAGGAUUUCGCCGACAGUCGACAACAGAAGACAUCAUGCGCGCCCGUAAUUUCCGACGUCAGAGCACGCAAAGUGAAGAGAUGUCCAAGUCUCGAGGGCGGAGAGACUCUAGCGCCCAGAUCACCGACGGCACGCUGGCCACCAUGACUGUCGAGACCUCCUGUGCCUUCUUCGACACCUCAACGCAAACAGAAGGUUCGCUGUACGACAACAAUAAUUACCACGAAGAGUGCCUACGCUGCAAUUCCUGCGGCCUCAACCUGACGGGACCUAACCAGACCCGCGCCCGACGCUACAAGAACCAGUUCCUCUGCGAUCUCCACUUCGCUGACGUUGCCCUCAUGGAGACGUCCGACUUCCUGCAGCAACUGCGCUCCUUCAAGCCCCAGAGUCUGGGGUGUGCGGUCGCUAGAAGAAAAUCCUCCACUACGCUUAUCUUUCCUCUCCCGCCCCAAGCUUGUGCAGAUGAGUUCUGCCCAGGCUAUCCGCACAGCCUCAUCCCCACGCCUGGCUACUGGAUCGAGUGCGCCGGCCAGACCGUCCCCGACGACACCAUCUGGGACGAGUCGGAGCCGGAGUUGGAGGACGGCUCCCCUCAGAGCGACCACCCGGAGAAAGCCGAUCAGAACAUCCAGGUGUGUCCAGGCGGCCAGGUGCCUCUCAUCAACGAGCCGUCACGCCAGAAGACCUGCAUCCAGGAGCAGUGGGAGAGGAAUGGCCAGUUCGACCUCACCAGCAUCGACCAAGAGACCUACGAGAAGUACUUCUACGGCUCUGAGCACUGGAACUACUUUACCCAGGAUGAGGACCUCGGACCCGUCAUCCUCUCCCUCAAGCAGGAGACCUCCAAUGGCAGAGACCAGUUCAGGAUCAUGGUGCGAGGGAUAUCCUACACGGUGCAUGGGCUGGUCCCCGCCUCCUGCGUCUUCGCUGACAGAUAUAACCGGGAGGAGGUGGUCAGGUCCUUCGGGCGGGAGAUCAACCUCAACCCGCCCCUUGUUCUCGGUCAGCUGCCGGACAUCCCUGAGGAGCUGCUCAAGCUGGACCAGGUGUUCAUCAAGAGCGAGCUGAAGGUGGGAGUGGUCUAUGUCAGGGAGGAGCAGUACACGGAGGAAGAGAUCCUUGACAACAACGACUCCUCCAUGCUCUUCGAGGAGUUCCUCCAAAUACUCGGAGACAAAGUCCGGUUGAAAGGGUUCGACAAGUACAAGGGCGGCCUGGACACCGUGCACGACCUGACGGGACUCUACAGCGUCUACGCCCACUGGAGGAACAUAGAGAUCAUGUUCCACGUGUCCACUCUCCUGCCCUACGAGAAACACGAUCCCCAAAAGCUUCAGCGGAAACGGCAUAUUGGGAAUGACAUCGUGUGUGUGGUGUUCCUGGAGGCAGACAACACCCCGUUCUCCCCUGCCUGCAUCAAGUCCCACUUCCUCCACACUUUCAUUGUUGUCCGCACCAGCCCUAGGAUCAAGUUCAAGCCAACACGUUAUGAGGUGGCGGUGGUGUCCCGUGAUGAGGUGGGCGCCUACAAGCCAUACCUGUGGGAGCAGAGCUGCUUCGAGAAGGGCCCCAUGUUCCGAGAGUGGCUCCUCACCAAGAUUGUCAACGGGGAAAGAGCCUCCUACUCCGCCCCAAAGUUCGCGCGCAUGCAGGACCGCACCCGCUCCCAGAUGCUGGAGGACCUGGUCAACAACCUCCAGAACCACGCCGAGACCGGCCAGAUUCCUAAGCCUUACAGACGCGGCUCCUGGCGACCUAUUGGUCACAUGCGUCCCUCGUCGCCACUGCUGGACUCGGUUCGCGACCUGUUCGAGGGCCACGACCAGCUGGCCAAAGACUUCACCCGUGCCUUCCAUAACAGCGAAAACCAGUUCAACAAUAUGCUCUACGACGUCACCUUCCUGGUCGGUGCCGGCAAGGAGAAGUGUAAACUCUAUGGCGUUAGGGCCAUUCUUGGCGUCCGCAGCAGGGUGUUCCAGGAGAUGCUCUACGGAUUCAGCACUGGCUUUGGGUCACCGCAGGUCUCAGUGGCCGACAUCCUGGCCCGGGCCGUCCCGACGCUCCACUCUCCCUCGCACAAGCCCAAGAGCUCAAACUUCCUCCAGGUGCCAGACAUCGAGACCCCACGACCCAAGAGCGUACCCAACUCGCCCAUCGUCAUGCGUGCCUUCUCCCGGCUCGGGACGCUCACCUCCGGCUGGGGCAGAUCCUCCAAGAAGCACGACCGCCUCUCUGUCGAGGACAAGAAGAAGUGGGCUUCAUCGCAGGACUGUUCUGCAGGGAAGGAGGGCAAGGAGCGGCAGGGGGACAAGAAUGCCCUGGCGGUGCCUCGUCUGAGCGUGUGUGCGGACGGCGGCAAGGUGGACCGCGCUCGCCUCUGCCAGGCGGAGGUACGUGUGAUGGUGGCCCAGACCAGCGAGCGACGCCAGACCCAAUUUACCAUCAUCGAGUUCGAGCAGGACACUCUGAGGAUCUUACUGGACUACCUGCACACUGGGUCCUGUCCCCUGACCUGCACCUCCAUUCCGGGCCUCAUCUGUGCUGCUGAACACUAUGACCUGCCGGAGCUGCUGCAGGCCUGCUUCCACCAUGCCAAGCAGUUCCUCAGGAUUGAAGUGGUAUGCAAUAUGCUCAGCAGCUUGGAGAAUUACUACUGGCGCUACACCUCUGCCUCGGAGCUAGUCAAUAUGAUACUCGCCUUCGUCGAGACCAGAGCCGUCCAGGUGUUCCAGAUCCCCGACUUCCUUCAGUUGUCGGAGUCGAUGGUACACAUGAUGAUGGCAAGGAACCUAGAGGUGGCAGAGAUCACCAAGUUUGAGGCAAUGUUGGCUUGGGCAAAGAAUCGUGUCAAGACCAAAGGUGGCUCCAAAGCUGACUCACGUGUUGAGUUCCGCUGCAUCAUGGAACGACUCACCAGGGAGCUCAAACCUUAUAGGAUAUCUCCACAGGAUCUCAUCAAGAUUGUGCUGCCAAGCAAGGCCAUCAAGAAUGAGCGGAUUCUUGAAACACUCAUGUUUCAGGCCAACUCUGGCAUGUACAGAAUCAAUGACUCUUAUCUGGAGGCCUGCCAACAGAGACUCCAAAAGCAAGACUCCAAGUUCAGUGAGUGGGAAUCUUUUGAUUACGGCCUAUAGCACCAACAGGCCCUUCGGCAAUCUGGACCUGGUUCUUGAUGGUCAGUGCAACAGUCUGGACCUUGAGUAUUGUAAUAUGUGGCACAUCAUUAUCACAGCCAGGACUUUAAAUCAUUGACACUAACUUUUAAUUCAUAGGGCAAAAUUCACUCUUUUUGGCUCUCAUUUGCCAAUGAGGACAUGUGCCCCAGAACUUUCCGAAUAACUUUUGUCCACAUCAGUGUAUCAUUCAUGGCACUGUGUGCUGCAAACUAUCCAUGAGCCAGGCUGUGCUUUCACUAUUAUCAUUCCUCUUGUGACUGGUAAACCACACAUUUAGAGUCUGGGAGUGCAGUAUGGUGUGGUCAGUGAGGGUGGUCAAACUACAGAAUGGUGAGAGUAUUGCUGUAAUGUGUAGUGAAGGUUAUUACAAGUCUCUGCAAACUGGAACUGUAUCUGCUAUGGUUAUCACCAACGAAAGAAAACGUUGACUCCUCCCACCUCAGAUUCUAUUAUGAUGAGCAAUUACCUAAAAGGGUCACUUAACUGACAUAGUUGCUGUGGAUAUUGCCUGGACAAGUGCAAAAAGGUAGCAGCAAUGCACAGUUCUGCUUUUGCCAUGCCUCCUUAACUCGUAUUGGAGAAGUUACAGAUUGGGAAACGAAGAUGAUGAAGGAAAUGUUAUGAUACAGUAAGGACCUCUUUCUACUGUACUUCUUAUCUUCCUUCAAUAAGGCCAUGUGGUGCAGUAAAUGCUUUACUAAAAUUUUAGUGACGAGUCAUCAUUAAAGAAUAUAGACUAACUGGGCAGCAAAACCUGCAAUGUUCUCGAGACCAUUCUACAUUCUAGUUUGGCCAAGCAGAGUUCAGCUCCAUUCUUGCCAAAUAUUACAUGUGCGAAACACCAGCAUUUGCUGCAAACGACGCACACACACACGGUUAUAGAUUCAAGCUAAGGAAACAAAGGUGCCAAAAAAUAUUAGAAAGUUUUCUUUUACAAAUAGUGGUAAACAGUUGGAACAAGAUAAGUGAGAAAGUAGUGGAGGCCAAAGCCAUCAAAGUACAGUAGAUUCAAACUAUGAGCAUAAAUCUUAUCCUGUAACAACACUUGGGCAUUUACAAGACCGUCAGUACUGUAGUUUCAAAGCGCUAUAUGACAGUGCUGGGAAGAUGGGAGACCAUGAGCGUAGCUCUCACCCUGUAACUACACUUAGGUAAUUACACAAAGCUGCAACAAAGAGGAGAUGCUAUUAAACAAAGCAAAAUAAGGUAUUUGUAACCAAAUUCAAAAAGUUAAAAAAAAAAAAAAAAAAAAUACCAAGCAGUGGACAGAUCAAAUAAUGAGCAGAUCACCAAUUGCUGCACAAUUGAUCAAGCACUGUACAAAAGAUCAUCAAGCCCUGCACAGUGGAUCACCAAGCACUGUGCAGAUCACUCAGCAGUACAUAAUGGCUCACAAGCACUGCAUAGAGUACAUGAGAGAAAAGAACCAAGGGUCUCCGGCCAGCCUGGCACUGGGAACUGUUUAAUGGUGUGAUGUUCACAUUUAUGGAAGCAGUCAAAAUUUGCAUUAAGCCCCACAGAAAAGAAGUUAUUAUUUGUUUAAUAUUUACAAAGGAUUUUUACCUUCCAAGAGCUUUAUAAUGCAAAGGCAAAAAUCCUAAAAAUAAUAACUGGCUCACAUAAUAUUCUAUGGUCAACAGCUAAAGUAAAGAGUGGAAACUUCUGUAUGAAGCCAGAAAGAGAGCAGUGGUCAUGUCUGCCUUCCACAAGGCAUAACACACUCCUCACCUCCCCAAGUAAGGUGAGGUGGUCGUGUAUAAUCCCACACAUGCUCACUUGUCCUGUCAAAGACCAUCCUAAAAAAAAAAGAGGGAGGGGGGAUUUUCUGAAGUGACUUCAGUAUCAUGAAAAAAGUCUUCCUCUGCAUUUUGACCUGCUAGAGAUGUGGGUACCAGCUCUCUGCAACCGUAAAUUAAAGUGGGACAUAAGUAAACUCGUAGGAAUCAGAGAUGGCCUCAUACUAAAGUAUGAGGCGGUCAUAGUCAUUGACCUAACUAAAUUUCCAAAGCAACUUGUACUUCUUUAGACUUAAACAACCACCAGAAUAAGUUAGAAGCUAUUUCUGCUAUCACUAUUUCUUGGGCUUUAUCACUACCAGUUCUAGACAGCAUAAACUUCUGACUCAUCUUUCUUGGAGGUUUGUUAUUGUGACAAUGAGUAUCCUUCAGGCUACCAGUGUGUAAAUAAGAAGAGCUAUUGUACCUGUACCUGGAUGAGGUUCUAGUUGUUCUACUUCCCCAGACCAGCCUAGCCCUGUGCCAGGCUCGACGUUUGAGAGCUUGGUCCAACAGGCUGUUGCUUGGAGCGGCCCGCAGGCCACAUAUCCACCAUAGCCCGGUUGGUCUGGCACUUUGAUUUUACAAGUCCCAUGUGGUGAGGAGAGAGAGAGACCCGAGUUGGCGAGCAUCUCGUUGGUUCGUAUCCCUUUGUAUGAUUAAAAAAUCCAACCACUUGGGCUGGAUUGUGGAGCGACUGUCUUGCUUCAUGCAGGUCCGUGUUCAAUCCCCGAAUGUCCACGUGGUUGGGAACCAUUCUUUUAACCGUGUUGUGAUACAGUUGACUGGAGUGUGUCUGGGAACAUCCACCACAUAGGUUCGAAUCCUCAUCAAGACUCUUGUGAAUUUGUUCAUAGAUAUAUCACGUUAUUGUGAUUUCUGUGUAAUUUUUCUUUCGCAAACAGAGCGGUAGACAGUUGGAA
Procambarus clarkii (red swamp crayfish) is the source of this 7427-nucleotide messenger RNA. Lineage: Eukaryota; Metazoa; Arthropoda; Malacostraca; Decapoda; Cambaridae. The record is from RefSeq and is a predicted model, not a curated record.